GUCUUUUACCAACUGAAGUAAUCAAAAACAGUUCCCUUAUCUAUUACCUCCUUGCCGGAAUAUGAAGUAAUAAAUAAAAAUCACCUCUUAUUGAGGUAAUUUGAACUAUAUCUGAUUAUUUUUAUUACAAUUUACCUUAAGAUGCAUACAUUUCACGUCACACCACUUUACCGACGGGAAAUUUUGCAUGCUGAGAUGAUGGUAACUUUUCGAUUUUUUGCUACCUGUUAGUAGCACUGGUUCCAAUAUGUCUGCCUGCAGUGCAUUUGCUGUCAAAGUCAAAUUCACGUAAACAUUUAAUUUCAUCAAUUUUAAUAUUAACAGUACAUACAAUGUAAUCAAGUAAAAAUAAAUAAAAAUGGCUCAAGGAGUAUUGAGCUCGGAUAUCUCCCGAAGAAACCCACAAGACGAUUACGAAUUAAUUCAGCGAAUAGGAAGUGGAACUUAUGGGGAUGUCUAUAAGGCAAAAAGACUGUCUACUAACGAUUUUGCUGCAAUAAAAGUGAUAAAACUAGAACCAGGUGAUGAUUUUGGAAUUAUACAGCAAGAGAUUCUUAUGAUGAGAGACUGUUUACAUCCCAACAUUAUAGCAUAUUAUGGUAGUUAUUUACGUAGGGACAAAUUAUGGAUUUGUAUGGAAUACUGCGGAGGUGGAUCCCUCCAAGAUAUAUACCAUAUUACGGGUCCAUUAGCUGAAAAUCAAAUAGCUUAUAUGUGCCGAGAAACACUGUUAGGUUUACAAUAUCUUCACAACAAGGGUAAAAUGCAUCGAGAUAUUAAAGGAGCAAAUAUUCUAUUGACUGAAUGUGGGGAUGUAAAACUGGCAGAUUUCGGCGUUUCUGCUCAAAUUACAGCUACAAUAAAUAAAAGGAAAUCAUUUAUUGGAACACCCUAUUGGAUGGCACCAGAGGUUGCAGCUGUUGAACGUAAAGGGGGCUACAAUCAGCUUUGUGAUAUCUGGGCGAUUGGUAUUACAGCGAUAGAAUUAGCAGAAUUACAACCUCCAAUGUUUGAUCUACAUCCAAUGAGAGCAUUAUUUUUAAUGUCGAAAAGUGGAUUCAAACCACCUACAUUGAAAGACAAAGAAAAAUGGAGCGCUACUUUUCAAAGUUUUGUAAAAGUAGCAUUAACCAAAAAUCCAAAGAAAAGACCAACUGCAGAAAAAUUAUUACAGCAUGCAUUCUUCCAAGGUGACAUGCACCGAAGACUGGCCUUAGAGUUACUACAAAAAGCUAACAAUCCUUCACAUAUGUUUACUGAUCUUGAGCCAGACGAAGAUGGGGCUGUACAGAACGUUCCACAAAGGAUUGCGUCACGACUGACCUCCAGACCAAAACCUCAAAAUGCCGUGCUUUCCAAUUCUGAUAUGGAUCGUAUAGAUGAGGCUAACAAUACCUUACAGAGAUCAGAUAUUCCUACUGUGAUAGUCGAAGAGAAACAACCUCAGUGGGACUUGAUGGAUCUCAUGAACAAUGUGACUAGUGUACACAACUGUGUAGAGCAUCAGAAUCAAAAAUGCGGUAUCGGAAAUGCAUUCGACUCGCUCAAUAGGGAAAAUUUUAGUCAAGAGAGAAAAGCCAUGACAGGAUCGCAGCUUUUGAAAAUGUCAUUGAGGAGUCUAUUGCAGUACAUUGACGAAGAAUUAAUGUUGAGGGGAGCCUACAAUUAUCACCAGUCCGACUAUGAACAGCUAGCAACUCUACCAGUACAAGAUCCCGAAAACUCAGUAAAAUGCGAUAUUCAUGCCUCACCUUCUAAUCAUUCUAAAGAACCACCGUUCAAUGGUUCACCUAGACGACAUUCCUCAGUAGACGAAAUUUUCGGUUUGGUCACGUCCAUGAACUUGACAGGUCAAAGACAAAGGUCGUUGAGUGAUAGCAGUAGAACAGGAAGGACAAAUAGGGAUAGUAAUAGGGAGGUUAAUGGUACCGAAGAAGAUACUAACCACGAAGGUGGCGCUAAUGAUUUGGUUACCUGCCCUCCUGUACCUCCAAGAAAACAUCGAAGGCGGCAUACGCCUCCUAGACCUCCUAGUAAUGGCCUCCCCCCAACGCCGAAAGUACAUAUGGGGGCAUGUUUCUCUAAAGUAUUUAAUGGAUGUCCAUUAAGGAUCCAUUGUACGGUAUCUUGGAUCCAUCCUGAAACUAGAGAUCAGCACAUACUUAUUGGCGCCGAGGAGGGUAUAUAUAACCUCAAUUUAAACGAACUUCACGAAACUUGUAUCGAUCAGUUAUAUAAUAGGAGGACAGUUUGGAUGUAUGUCAUAAAAGACGUUCUCAUGACAUUAUCAGGAAAAACACCGCAGCUAUAUAGACACGACCUUUUGGCACUUCAAAACAAACAGUCCCACAGAUUUAGUUUACAUAUGAAUAGGAUACCAGAACGACUGGUACCUAGAAAAUUUGCUCUUACUACUAGAGUACCUGAUACAAGAGGAACCCUUAAAUGUUGCGUCGCUCGUAAUCCUUACAAUGGUUAUAAAUAUUUAUGUGGUGCUACUACCAGUGGAAUUUAUUUAAUGCAGUGGUACGAUCCGCUCAAUAAAUUCAUGCUGUUGAAGCUUGUGGAAUGCGUUCUUCCCAAUCCAUUACACGUAUUCGAAAUGAUCAUAACUCCGGAAUUAGAAUAUCCCAUAGUAUGUGUUUCAAUAAAACAAGCUUACCAACCUAAUAGAUUCAAAUUGGAUUUGAUAAAUAUGAAUUCUGGUGCUAAUUGGUUCCAUUCAGACGAACUUCAAGACAUGGACGGUACAGCGACGGUAAUUCCCCGAAGGGAAAAUUUGGAAAUAGUGAAUGUCACUCAAUUAGACAAAGACUCGAUUUUAGUAUGUUACGAUAAUGUUAUUAGGAUAGUGAACGUACAAGGAAAGAUGAAAGUUAAUAAAAAACAAAUCGCCGAAUUAAGAUUCGGAUUUAAAAUUGAAAGUAUAAUAUGUCUUCCGGAUAGCGUGUUAGCGUUUCAUAAACAUGGUAUGCAAGGUAGAUCAUUGAAAAAUGGAGAAAUUACUCAAGAAAUUACGGAUACUGCAAGAACAUAUAAACUUUUGGGAUCAGACAAGGUUGUAAUGUUGGAAAGCAAUUUAUUAAGAACUGGUACACUAACAAAUGAAGAAGGACACGACUUGUACAUCUUAGCAGGACACGAAGCCAGUUAUUAAUACAAAUAUAGCUCACCGUAAUAAAAGGAGGUUUCUGCUUCGCUUAUCAAGUUUAGACUAAUCAAAAAAAAACUUAACUUAUUAUUAGAUUAGUGACUAGUUAAGUCGGAAAAGAAUACAGAAAUCGUGAUGUUUUAUUAGAAAAAUAAUUAAUCGGAUGAAGGAGUUUAAUCUGCUAGGGAUCUUCUCUCUUAAGCAUAUAUAUACCUCAAUUUUACUUCUCUUGUUAGAGAAAGUAGAAUAAAUGUGUGGUAUUCGAAGAUUUUUGAAUACCAUUAAUAAUUUUAGAAAGAGUACCUACAAUUGAAUUAUAUAAUUAUAUUUUCGUGAUUGAAAUUGAAAUAUAUUCUAUUGGAAAUUUAAAAAAUAAAGAGUAAUUUUUCACCAUAGAGAUUUAGGAGUUUUGUAGGAGAGUUUUUUCAUUUAUUAAAACAUUUUACUGAAAAUUCAUUUCACCUACUGUACAACUUAACAUUUCCAUCUGUAAAAAAGUUUACGCAUCAAUCCAGACUCAAUAAAAUACCUUUUAGUGAGUUUUCAAACUAUAACAACUCUUUUUGUUUAUCAAUAUUAUGUGUUACUCCUUAUGGUCCAUUCCUCUUUCGUUUUAUUUGGCUAACUAAAAUAUUGAUUACAAAUUAGAGAACAGAGAAUUAAUAUUCUACAUAACACGAGUUACUUCUUUGAGUUUUUUCAAUAUAAAUUUCCAUUAUUUUUUUUAGAUAGUUUAAAAGAUGUAUACAUAUCUGAGAAAGCUACUAAUGAGAUUGAUUUUCAGUAAAAAAGAAAUUAUUUUCAUGAUAAACUAAUGAAUAAUUUAAAAAAAACUUUAUUUCUAAAUCCAUUGUUGAUUUGUUUCUAUUUUGAAUUGGAUUUUUUUAGUUUUAAGAGCUUAUUUCCUGCUUGCAACAGGGUAAUCUUAAAAGAACAGUCUUGUAGUUCUUAGGAGUCAUCGCAAAGAAGUUUAAUGUGAGGAAUAUCAGGUAGUUGAGCUGAUUUAUAAUAAUAUACCGGAUUCCUUGAAAAAAUUACCAAUAACCUUAUUGGUUGACAAGAGAAACCAAUAACACUGAUAGUUUUGAUUUGACUUGUUUUUUAUAUUUAUUAACUGAAAACUUGAGUAUUUGGUUAUUGAAUUGCAUUCCAGUCACAUAAAACAAAAUUGAAAACCGUUGAAUUUUGAAGAAAGGGACCAAAUAUGAGCUAAACCUACUUACCUUCAGCGAAGCUUUUCUGCUCAGUGGAAUUUUUCAAAAAUGAUUUGAUUUUGUGACAAACUCUGUUAAUUUGAUGAUUAACUACACCGAAGAAAUGGAUGUUUUGUUUAAAUGUGCUUGAAAUUCUUUAUUUCAAUUUAUUUUAAACUCAUAAAUACUCAUAUAUAUAAAAAAUUUAUUUGAAUAUGAAAUCUGUAUUGUACAUAUUAAGUUUUUUGUAAAUAGAUUACCCUGUUUUCAAAUAAAGCUACUGCUAAUUUACAAUUUGUCAUUUAAGUGCUGAAUGUACAUGUUUUUCAAAACUGGAAAAUCAAUGUUAAAAAAGCUUCCUAAUUAGAAAAAGGAAAUUGUCAACUAUAAUACUGACCACAUUUUUUACUAUCACUGCAGUAAAAUUCAUAAUUACAUUGAAUGGUGUUUCAAGCUUUCCAUCAAUCGAUGUUUCGUAUCCCAGACGAUGUAGCUGGGGCCCAAAACAAUGUGUGAAUAUCAUCAAUGGUUCCAAAAAUUCCAACUUAAUGGGAUAUAGUGUAUAACUUCAUUUUAUAUGAGGUUAUCAAAUUUAGACAUUAAAAAUGUGGAUUGGUGGUACUAGUGAAACAGAAAAAUUAACAUAUUAUCCAACUGAAUUUUUUGAUGAAAUAACAGUUUUGAAAAUCAUCGACAUUAUAUUUUAGCGAUGACAAAGAUAAUACUCUGCUAGAUUUCUGUAUUUUUCUGUAUAGUUAACAGCGUUUUCGGCUGUGGUUUUAUUAUCUUAUUGCGUAAUUAUUAACACGUUAUCUUGUACAUAUUGUAAAGUCUAAAAAUAGUAAAACAUACCAAAAAGUAAUUUAUUAUAGGUUGAUGGACUUUUUUUAAUUGUGAACAUGGCAGUACAAUCUUGAAACGAAAGUAUAUCCUCGAUUAUAAAUAUAAAUUUUUAGCAGCUAGUAUUAGAGAUUGUAUAUCACCGAAAACUGUUUUUGGUAUCUUUUAAUCGCCUUUUAAUUCCAUGAUUCUAAUGAAUCUGUGCUGGUUCCAAAGAAGAGUAUCUUUGCUCCUAUAGAUUUCUUGUCCGAAACAUUUUUUGUUUAUAUUUGGGCUUUCUAGAACUCGGGAAACUGAAAUUUCCACAUACUUCCCACAAAAUCUACACACGUUUCCAGAAUAACUAGGAAUUAAAAUGAAGAAACUUUUUGGUGAAUGAUAUGGGAGAUCAAUUUAGGAUGAUUCAUUUCAGAAAAAACAGAGCUCCGCUAAAACGGCAUUUUUUAACAAUAAAAAUCUUUAAUUAAGUACCUGUACA
Molecule: messenger RNA, 5662 nt
Organism: Diorhabda sublineata
Lineage: Eukaryota; Metazoa; Arthropoda; Insecta; Coleoptera; Chrysomelidae
Gene: hppy
Product: mitogen-activated protein kinase kinase kinase kinase 5
Exons: 21
Coding region: 359-3157 (932 amino acids)
Biological process (GO): protein phosphorylation
Molecular function (GO): MAP kinase kinase kinase kinase activity; ATP binding
Source: RefSeq, a predicted model, not a curated record